UGGAGGGGCAGACAAGGAUUCAUCAUUUGCACCCGCAUUCUGUGGAUUGUCUCUGCCAGCCCGAAUAUCGAGAGGACCAAGAAACGACAUACACCUUUGGGAUCGCCAAACAAGACGAACACCGGACCGAACCACCGAGACAUUAGAGUCCGGCCGAGGAGCAACCACCAGACACACACAUCAUGGCGACGGCCACCAUGACGGCGAUGGCUACGGCCUCGACCAAGAAGAAGGGCGGCGCAGAGCUUGCCCCCGAGAGCGAGCGCUUCCUGCGAUGCUGCGCCGACGUUGCGAAUGCCCUCAUCGAAGACCACGAAUCCUCCAAGGCCGGGCGCACCUCGCGGGACAUCAACCUCAACGCCCUGCGGAACAAGCUCGCCAAGAAGCACAAGCUUAUGAACAUCCCGCCACUGACGGCCAUCAUCGCCUCGAUCCCCGAGCACUACAAGAAGUACAUUCUGCCUAAGCUCAUCGCGAAGCCCAUCCGCACUUCUUCGGGCAUUGCUGUCGUCGCCGUCAUGUGCAAGCCGCAUCGCUGCCCGCACAUCGCCUACACCGGCAACAUCUGCGUCUACUGCCCCGGAGGCCCCGAUUCCGACUUCGAAUACAGCACCCAGUCGUACACUGGAUACGAGCCGACAUCCAUGCGAGCCAUCCGCGCCCGGUAUGAUCCAUUUGAGCAGGCCCGCGGCCGAGUCGACCAGCUCAAGUCUCUCGGCCACUCCGUCGACAAGGUCGAGUACAUUAUCAUGGGCGGUACCUUUAUGUCACUGCCUGAGUCAUACCGGAAUGAGUUCAUCGCCCAGCUUCACAACGCUCUGAGCGGAUACCAGACAUCCAACGUGGACGAGGCGGUGGAGGCGGGAGAGAUGAGCAACAUCAAGUGCGUCGGCAUCACCAUUGAGACGCGGCCCGACUACUGUCUCCAACCUCACCUGUCAGACAUGCUACGAUACGGUUGCACGAGAUUGGAGGUUGGAGUUCAGUCGCUUUACGAGGAUGUGGCCCGCGACACAAACAGAGGCCACACAGUUGCGUCGGUCGCAGAGACCUUCUGCUUUGCUAAGGACGCGGGUUACAAAGUGGUCAGCCACAUGAUGCCUGACUUGCCUAACGUCGGCAUGGAACGCGACAUUGACCAGUUCAGGGAGUAUUUUGAGAGCCCGGCCUUCAGGACCGAUGGCCUCAAGAUCUACCCGACACUAGUUAUUAGAGGCACCGGUUUGUACGAGCUCUGGCGGACAGGGCGGUACCAGAACUACACGCCCAACGGCCUAAUCGACCUCGUCGCCAGAAUCAUGGCGCUGAUUCCCCCGUGGACGCGUAUCUACCGUGUCCAGCGAGAUAUCCCAAUGCCCCUAGUCAGUUCGGGCGUGGAGAACGGAAAUCUGCGCGAACUGGCGCUGGCUCGCAUGAAGGACUUUGGAACAACCUGCCGAGAUGUGCGUACCCGAGAAGUCGGUGUCAACGAAAUCAAGAACAAGAUCCGACCCAACCAGAUCGAGCUGGUGCGGAGAGACUACACGGCCAACGGCGGCUGGGAGACAUUCCUGGCCUACGAGGACCCCAAGCAAGAUAUCCUGGUUGCUCUGCUCCGACUGCGCAAGUGCACCGAGAAAUACACAUUCCGACCCGAGCUUACCGGCCAGCCGACGAGUAUGGUGCGAGAGCUCCACGUCUACGGUACUGCUGUGCCCGUCCACGCCCGCGACCCGCGAAAGUUCCAGCACCAAGGCUUCGGAACGUUGCUGAUGGAGGAGGCGGAGAGGAUCGCCAGGGAUGAGCAUGGUAGUGACAAGAUCAGUGUUAUUUCAGGCGUGGGUGUGAGGAGCUACUACAAGAAGCUCGGAUUCUGGCUGGACGGACCAUACAUGAGCAAGUGGCUCGACGGGCGACCGCAAGAGGCAUAAUGACGAAAACGCUAUGGGAUAGUAUGGAAUGAAUGAAACGGGGAGGCAUUGCUGGACCUGGAAAUACCUCACGGCAAGAAAAAUAUGGGUUCAUAGACAAAGGCGCAAUUCGGGUUCUGGGAGCAUGAAGUUACAACUUAUGGUGGCUUGAAUGAAGAAACUCUUAACGAUGCAGACAUGAUGUUGUGACAAUCUGAUUG
Molecule: messenger RNA, 2110 nt
Organism: Ilyonectria robusta
Lineage: Eukaryota; Fungi; Ascomycota; Sordariomycetes; Hypocreales; Nectriaceae
Product: histone acetyltransferase
Exons: 1
Coding region: 183-1910 (575 amino acids)
Biological process (GO): tRNA wobble base 5-methoxycarbonylmethyl-2-thiouridinylation
Cellular component (GO): elongator holoenzyme complex; cytoplasm; nucleus
Molecular function (GO): iron-sulfur cluster binding; acyltransferase activity, transferring groups other than amino-acyl groups
Source: RefSeq, a predicted model, not a curated record